AUGACGGCCGAGGGGGGCAGCUGGGGCUCCUCCGGCACCGCCAGCACCUCCCCGUCCUGCUCCCCCAACCUGGUGGCCGAGGCCGAAGCCAUGGCGGCGGCCGAGGCCGAAGGCAUGGCCGAGGUCGAAACCGUGCCGGCGUCGCCCGCCUGCCUGGAGGACCCCCCUGCCUUCACCCCGCCGUCUCCCGAGGAGGAGGAGGAUGAAGACGGACCCUUCGUUCCACCGGAGGAUGAGGAGGAUGAGGAUGGACAGACGCCGGAGGAAGAGGAGGAUGAGGAAUGGGAGGUGUCGGGGGGCGAGGGGCUGCCCGGCGCGGGCCUGAUCCCGGCGGCGCUGCUGCCCUUCCGCGGCAGCCUGCUCUUCCAGGCCGAGGCGGUGGAGAUCACCCCGCUGCCCCAUGGCACGGCACCCCUGCCCCUCUCCGGUGAGGAGGAGGAUGAGGAGGACGAAGAAGAGGAGGAGGAAGAAGAAGAGGAGGAGGAGGAGGAGGAGGAGGGCGGCAGCACCUCAGCCUCCUUCCUGCGCUCGCUGUCGGAGACCUCCAUCACCGAGGGGGUGGACGAGUCCUUCGCCUUCCGCGACGACACCUCUGCCUCCUCCGACUCGGCCGCCUACGAUGGCGAGGAGGACGAGCGGCUCUACGGCACCGAGCGCCAUGCCGUGGGGGCUGAGGGGGGGUCCACCGGCACCGCCACCGCUCCCCCCGGCACCGAUACCUCUGGGGAUGGUGGCAUCGAGCUCCACCUCUGUGCCGGGAUGGACCCAGUUGGCUCCGGCUCACUGGAGGGGUCCCUGCAGCACCACCACGGCGAGGAGCCAGUGAGCGCGGCGCCCGGCGUGGAGGACGCUGGUGGGGAUGAGCUCAGCGCCGAGCGGAUGGAGCCGGGUACGCAGGAGCAGGAUGGCAGCGAGACCCCCCCAGCACCCUCUGGAGAAGGUGGCGUGGAGCCAGACAGUGAGACUUUCCUCACCUCCUCAUCUUCCUCCUCGGAGCUGGAGGAGGCUUCAGCCCUGGAGCCUGAUGUCCUGUGGGAGCCGGACCCUGUCCUGGGGGAGUGUCCCCCAGCAGAGCCCCCCCAGCUCCCAGAGGAGCCGGCGGUGAUGCUGGGUGCCGAGGAGGAGCCGGUGGUGAAGGAUGAUUCCGGUAUGGCAGUGCUGGAAGAGGGGCCCGGCACAGAGCCGGUGGUGAGCCACAGCGUCCUACAGCCCCCCGGCCUCUGCUCUGGGGAGCCCAAGGACCCCCAAACCGAUGGGCUGGGGAGGGACGACACGGCACCGGCCAACGGGGAGCCACAGAGUGGCCCUGGGAGUGACAGUGAUGAUGGUGACGGUGAUGAUGACCUUGGCACCGUGAGAGCAGGGAGCAACGAGCUGGCAGCCACCGAUGGCCCCGAUGAGCUGGACGUCAUGGCCGCUGACCCGGCACUGUCGGUGACACCCAGCCCACCGAACGAGCUGGACACCGUGGGCAUCAACCCGGCACCGUCGGUGACACCCAGCCUGCCGGAUGAGCUGGACACAGCAGCCACCGACCCUGACCUGGUGCCAUCGGUGACGCCAAGCCCACCAAAUGAGCUGGACGUGGCAGCCACCGACCUGGUGCCAUUGAUGACACCCAGCCUACCAGACGAGCCGGACACGGUGGCCACUGACCCAGCGCCAUUGGUGACACCCAGCCCGCAGGAUGAGAUGUAUGUCGCAGCCACUGACCUUGACCUGGUGCCCUUAGUGACACCCAGCCUGCCGGAUGAGCCGGACACGGUGGCCACCGACCUGGUGCCGUUGGUAAUGCCCAUCCUGCCAGAGGAGCCGGACACUGCAGCCACCGACUCUGACCUGGUGCCAUCAGUGACGUCCAGCCCACCAGAUGAGCUGGACACCGUGGCCACUGACCUGGUGCCGUUGGUGACACCUAGCCUGCCGGAUGAGCCGGACACCAUGGCGGCUGAGCCAGUGCCGUCAGGGUUGCCUGAUGAGCCGGACACCGUGGCCACCGACAUGCUGCCAUUGGUGAUGCCCAGCCUGCCGGACGAGCCAGCCACCGUGGCCACCGACAUGGUGCCGUUGGUGAUGCCCAGCCCGCCAGAUGAGCCGGCCACCGUGGCCACUGACAUGGUGCCAUUGGUGAUGCCCAGCCCGCCAGAUGAGCCGGCCACCGUGGCCACUGAUGUGGUGCCGUUGGUGACGCCCAGCCCGCCAGAUGAGCCGGCCACCGUGGCCACCGACAUGGUGCUAUUGGUGAUGCCCAGCCCACCAGAUGAGCCGGCCACCGUGGCCACUGACAUGGUGCCAUUGGUGAUGCCCAGCCCGCCAAAUGAGCCGGCCACCGCAGCCACCGACCUGGUGCCAUUGGUGACACCCAGCCUGUCGGAUGAGCUGGACAGCGCGGCCACUGACCCCAACCUGGCACUGUUGGUGAUGCCCAGCCGGCCAGCCGGCGUCGUGGCACAGUCCCCCCCACCGCAAGACGCAUCCCCUCGCGAUGCCGACGAGGAACUGGCGGAUGGGGCGGCCUCAGCCAACGAGUCCCCGGAGCCACCGGUGACCAUGUGUCCCUCGGCGCGGGGGACGAUGGUGCGUCCCCCUGGGGAAGUCGGCGAAGCCCCCGAGGAGUGGGACGCUGCCACCGCCUCCUCCGAGGAGUCAUCCCCGGAGCUGCUGGAGACCUCCCGCUCCCGCACCGACUCCAGCUUCUUCACCGCCCCCGAGGACAGUGCUGGGGAGGCGGCCGCCCCCCCCAGACCCCCAUCUUCGGAGGAGGAGGAGGAGGAAGAGGAUGCCGCCCGUCGCUGCCUGGCCCUCUGCCUGCCCGCCUCGCCCCCCGCCGUCCCCCCGUUGAUCUUCACCGCUUCGGAGCGGGAGGUGUACGUGGGGGCCCCCCCGUCCCCCCUUGAACUGCUCCAACCACCCGGUGCCUUUUCAGAGAGUGGGGCGGCCUGGCAGCGCCAGGAGGACCGGCAGCGGGUCACCGCCAUCCCGCCGCUGGCCCCCCGCCCUCUGCUCCCCAAAGUCAGCCAAGUGCCUCCUCUCGCCGUCGCGCCACCGCCAUCGCUGUGCCCAGAUCUGACCCACGGCCCCCAGGACACCUCAGGACUCCCCGCCGGCGAGGAGCGUCCGUCUGUCCUGCCGCCCUCCAGGAAGCACCUCGAAGGGUGGCUGAUGGGGUCGGAGUCGAGCUCCUCCAGCGAGGCGGAGGCUCCGUACCCCUGCCCCGAAAUCCAGCGCCUGCGGGAAGCCGCCGGCAUCGCCCUGCGCCAGGACAAGCAGCCCCCGGCCCCCCGCCGCUGCGAGGCCAACCAUAAAGGGUCGUGUAACGAGUCGGAGAGUAACGACGAGUCCAUCCCUGAGCUGGAGGAGCCGGAAGGCUCGGAGCCGCAGCCGACCCAGACCCAGGCACAGCUCACCCACUCGCUGGGCACCGGGGAGGAGACUGUCAGCAAGGCGAAGCAGAGCCGGAGCGAGAAGAAAGCUAGGAAGGCCAUGUCCAAGCUGGGGCUGCGGCAGAUCCACGGCGUCACCCGCAUCACCAUCCGCAAAUCCAAGAACAUCCUCUUUGUCAUCACCAAACCCGACGUCUUCAAGAGCCCCGCGUCCGACAUCUACAUCGUCUUCGGGGAAGCCAAGAUCGAGGACCUGUCGCAGCAAGUGCACAAGGCGGCGGCGGAGAAGUUCAAGGUGCCGAUGGAGCACUCGCCCCUGAUCACGGAGACAGCCCCCACCCUCACCAUCAAGGAGGAGAGCGAGGAAGAGGAGGAGGUGGACGAGACAGGGCUGGAGGUGAGGGACAUCGAGCUGGUGAUGGCCCAGGCCAACGUCUCGCGCCCCAAAGCCGUGCGGGCGCUUCGGCACAACAACAACGACAUCGUCAACGCCAUCAUGGAGCUGACUAUGUAG
This is a messenger RNA of Haliaeetus leucocephalus (bald eagle), 3897 nucleotides long. It is a transcript of the gene NACAD, whose product is annotated as NAC alpha domain containing. Lineage: Eukaryota; Metazoa; Chordata; Aves; Accipitriformes; Accipitridae. The record is from RefSeq and is a predicted model, not a curated record. The transcript has 10 exons. Gene Ontology annotation, cellular component: cytoplasm; nascent polypeptide-associated complex. Gene Ontology annotation, biological process: protein targeting to membrane. Bases 1 to 3897 code for a protein of 1298 amino acids.